This is a messenger RNA of Haemonchus placei, 525 nucleotides long. Lineage: Eukaryota; Metazoa; Nematoda; Chromadorea; Rhabditida; Trichostrongylidae. The record is from the annotation of a GenBank genome assembly.
AUGAACCUUGCUGACCCUGUUCUGCCUGAUGGUUACAUUCGCAUUUAUGGCCAUAAAGACAAUGUUCGCAUUUUUGGCCUGGAACAUGUUGAUGUUUUAAGGCAUUGCCUUGCUGGCAGAGUCCGCAUUUCUCGCCCGGGCCAUGUUGACAUUUUCCACGUUCGCAGUGUUCGCACUUUUCGCCUGCGCCGUGCUGGCAUUCUGAGCCUCGCAUACAGUGAUCGCACCUUUGGGUUGGGCUGUGACGAUGUUGGCAUUUUUUGCGUUGAUGGUCUCGAUGACCAUGCUGACAAUGGCAGUCUGUCCCGUCUACUAGUUGGCAGCACUCGCAUUCUAUGCGUCCUUGUUCGACAAGUUGGCAGUGCAGGCAUUUCCGGUCUGGAACGUGUUAUCCUAGGUAGCAUUCUUCAUGUGGUUGUGGAAAAUAACAUUGUUUUGUUAUAUCUAGUAGAUACUAAGGUAGCCAGUGAGGAAAGCGACUCAGCUCUGUUACCAGGUGAUUCAGCUUCCACGGAUGAAAAGUAG